AUGUUUCAAUCAGACCUUAUCUCUUCUCGCGCCUUAUCACCCUACUCACUACCUUCAAUAAUAAUAGGAAUCCUUCUCUUCAGUUUAAUAUGUUUGAGAUUUCUAUUAUUCCCAAACCGAACCAAUCGAGGGGGUAAAUCAGAAGAUCAAGUAAUAGUUUUAACUGGUCCAAUGUCAAGUGGAAAAACAAAACUUUGGUCAAGAUUAGUUUAUGGUUCAGAUACGAUAGAAACAAUGUCAAGUAUGGUUAUCAAUUCGGCUUUAAUAAGGGAACCAUCAAUGAUGAAUUCGAAUCAAACUAAAUGUGAUUCAACAAAUGUGGAGAAACGAUCAGAUGUUACGAAUACCAAAGUUUUAACUUGUAUCGAUACUCCUGCUCAUCCUCGAUUACGUGCUGAAGCUUUGGCUUCUCAUUUGAUUAAUUCGAAUCGAGUUAUCUUUGUUAUCGAUACUCAAGUUGGACUUAGCGGAAAAGGUCUUCGGGAUACCGGCGAUUCUCUUAAUCUCGUGCUUUCAUAUCUUUUACUAUUAUCUUACCAGCGAUCAAACAUUCAACUACCGCAACUCGCAAUCUAUCUUAACUCAUCUGCUCCAAGUUCAAAGAUAAGCUUACAGCCUGAUCGCACUGAGAAGACGAUUCCGAAAAUCAAUGCGGCAUUAAACAAAGAGCUCAACCGACGUAGGAUAGGCUCCACCACCACCACGGGGGCAUCUUCUUCGUUUUACAUGUCAUCAGCUUCAGCCCGACUUGAAGCCAUAGAAGCUAUCCCAGCUACUCAACAACAAACAUUCUGGAGCGCUUUUACUCGUUUGUUCAAACCAGAAAGUAUUAAAGGUUUAUCUCGAGAUGGAAGCUCAGAAUUUUAUACGUUACCAGAUGAAGAAGGGGAAUUGAUGAGACUACUUGAUGACGAAGAAGAUCAAAUGAUUGGGGUAGAUAAAAGCCUUAACGGAUUCGAGCGGUAUGAGAAACUUUCUGGUCAUCAGAUUCAGUGGAUCGUGAGUACACCCAGUGACCCACAUGGCCUGAAGGAAAUCUGGACAUGGAUAAAGGAAACUUGA
Molecule: messenger RNA, 1062 nt
Organism: Melampsora larici-populina 98AG31
Lineage: Eukaryota; Fungi; Basidiomycota; Pucciniomycetes; Pucciniales; Melampsoraceae
Exons: 2
Coding region: 1-1062 (353 amino acids)
Source: RefSeq, a predicted model, not a curated record